GUGCAAACCACAGGAAUUAUCAAAUUGCCAUUUCAGGAAAUAAAGGAGAUGCUGCUUUAAACCUGGGGAUCGUGUGUUAUAUUUUCAUCAUGCAGAGGUUGCACGCAUUCCCUUUGCUUUGCUUCCUGCUUAUUUCCCAAACUGCAGAGUCCUUCUCAGGAGACCAUGCACAAUUCUUAACAAUCCACCAGAGGAGGACUGGCAAGCUUCGGUUACCUUUUAGUCAUGCACAAGAUAUUGAGAAGAGCAUAGACCUGGGAAGAGAAAAGAUGCCGGAUAUUCACUUUUUUUCCCCUUCCCAUCUCAAAGUAACUAAAUUUAUUCCUGCUGCUUUUGUGAGAUCAGAUUUCCCCCGAUCUACACAUGACCAGCCGCUCAAUCUCUUGGCUUCAAAUGACCCAGACGUCGAAGUAGAAAACCUUCCAAUUCCUCGUGCUAAUGUGAUUCUUGUGAUGCUGAGAAUGGAUGUAAACAAGCUGAACACAACGUUACUCCGGAAGUUUCGUCAGGGAGUCGCCGCAGCUCUAGGCUUGUUGCCACAGCAAGUUCAUAUUAACCGUCUAAAUGGUAAGAAGAAUUGUGUCGAACUCUUCAUUUCCCCAUUAAACAAAAAAAUAGGUGUUCCGGAUGCACUUCCUUCUGCAGAAGUUUUGCGUUCACUUAACUUGCAUAUCUUACACCAAAGAUUGUCCCAUUUUGGAAUUACUGAGGUCUCUGCUGAGAAAAAUGUCCUGCAAGGCCAACAUGAAGCAGAUAAGAUUUGGACCAAAGACGGAUUUUAUACCAUUGUUCUCUUCCUCAGCAUCUUUGUCAUCAUAGUGACGUGCUUAAUGGUUCUCUACAGAUUAAAAGAAAGGAUUCAGCUUUCAUUGAGGCAGGACAAAAAAAAUCAAGAGAUUCACCUGUCACCUCUCCCAGUUCAGGCUACACAGUCUGAGCUUAAGCAUCCAAGCAGCAUGGUAUAUCCUGAGCAUCUCCCAAAAGCUGUGAAUGUUAUUGUAGAUCCACAGAGUCCAAGCAAUUUUGAUACUAAACUUCCACUUUCUGCUGGUCCGUCUCCAUUUAAAAUGAAACCUGUGUGUCUACAGGAAAGGAGAGGCUCCAAUGUGUCCCUUACCUUAGAUAUGAGUGGCUUAGGGAUUGUUGAACCUUUCAAUGUGGUACCCACCCCACGAGAAAAGGUAUCCAUUGAAUAUCUGCAGUCGGCCAGCCGUAUCCUGACCAGACAACAACUUCGUGAUGCAGUCCAAAGCCCCCAUUUACUUCACACUGAAUUCAUGGAAAUUCCUAUGAAUUUUGUGGAUCCCAAAGAGAUUAAUGUCCCAAGUCAUGGAACCAAAAACCGAUACAAAACCAUAUUGCCAAAUCCUGUAAGCAGAGUGUGUUUGAAACCAAAGAAUGCAAAUGAUGCACUAAGCACCUAUAUAAAUGCAAAUUUUAUCAGGGGUUAUGGUGGUACAGAAAAGGCUUUUAUUGCUACACAGGGGCCGAUGAUUAACACCGUGAAUGAUUUCUGGCAGAUGAUCUGUCAAGAAGAUGUACCCGUUAUUGUUAUGAUCACAAAGCUGAAAGAAAAAAAUGAGAAAUGUGUCCUCUACUGGCCAGAAAAGAGAGGGAUCUACGGAAAUGUAGAAGUCCUUGUUAACAGUGUUAAUGAAUGUGAAUACUACACUGUCCGAAUUCUUACUUUGAAGCAAGGAAGCCAGUCCCGCACUGUUAAACAUUAUUGGUACACAUCUUGGCCUGACCACAAGACCCCGGACAGCGCUCAGCCACUUCUGCAGCUAAUGCUUGAUGUGCAGGAAGACCGUAAGGCUUAUGGCAGAAGGGGUCCUGUUGUGGUGCAUUGCAGUGCUGGAAUUGGAAGAACUGGCUGUUUCAUUGCUACGUCAAUUGGCUGUGCUCAAAUGAAGGACAAAGGCUUUGUAGAUGCGUUAAACAUUGUCUGCCAGCUCAGAAUGGAAAGGGGAGGAAUGGUUCAGACAAGUGAGCAGUAUCAGUUUAUACACCAUGCCCUGAGUCUUUAUGAGAGUCGCCUCUCUGCAGAAACUGUUCAGUGAGAAACAGAGCGUAAAACUGAAGUGUAUCUUUAAGGUAAUUUGUUUUAUUACCAACCAGCAGUUUUCCUAAGAAAGUGCAGCAGUCUGCAUGGAAAAGGAUGUGAAGACAACCUGUGAAGACUUUACGGCAAGUGUGAAGCAAUGAGACGGACAAUAAUCUGUAAAUGAAUGUACCUGUACUGUACACAUAAUAAUGGAAGGUAAUAUACUGAUAUACAGUAGUUGUAUAUGGAUAUUUAUUUAACAGAGAGGUGGAUGUAUUUCUGAAAUACAAACAAUCUACUAUACAGAAUGUAAGUUGUACUGCUACAGUCAAACAGUGGACUUCUAAGAGAUUGUUUGGUGUAUAAUAAACCUUUGCAAACUGUGUGUCUUGUAACUGGACUGUCAGUUGUCACUAUGUACCUGUCAAGUGCUAUUAUCCGAUAUGUGGUGAGCUUGUUUUCUUAUCCACAUAAGAUUAUUGCUGCUAGUCUUGCAAAUAAAAUAAGUUUAGGUAUUUUCUUCAUUUUUUUUCUUUUUAAAUUAAAAUAAUAACCUUUUGUUUUUCUAAUCUGUUCAAAUGCAGUCAAUAUUUUGUAUGGAGAUGUGUUCUUGUUCUAUUAGCAAUUUGUGACUUUCUAGAUUAUUUACAGCAUUUACAGCACACAAUGUCCUUUAUUCAAUGGAUAUGCAUGUAUUAAUCUGUGGGUUGUACCAUGUGCUGCUUCUACAGAUCUGAAUACAGUGUAUUUGUAAAUCAUGUGAGUUAUUUUAUCUAAGAACUUUAUAGAAUAUAUUAAACAGCAAGAAUUUAAAAUAAACUUAUUGUUGUCUUUUACUGAAAAUGUUAUGGGUAUGUGUACUUGAUACUUGUUUAAAUUUCUUAGCUGUUUAAAUUUCUUAGCUUAAUGGAGGUUUCUUCUGAGUUUGAAAUUUCCCUACAACAGCAUGGCUACGUGACUUCUGUUUAUUGAAAUAUAUCAGAUGUUUUAGGGGGAUGAACAGAAAUGCUGCUAUGAGAUUUUUCCUCCUUUAUUUUUUGAAAGAUGUCAUUGUUUAGUUGAUGUUUAAUUUGCAGGAAUUGUUAUGUAUAUAUGGAGAAUUCUGAGUUUUUAUUGUUAAAAUGUUGGUACAUAUGACCAAUAAAGUUCAGUUGACAAAAAUAAA
This is a messenger RNA of Bombina bombina (fire-bellied toad), 3209 nucleotides long. It is a transcript of the gene PTPRR, whose product is annotated as protein tyrosine phosphatase receptor type R. The record is from RefSeq and is a predicted model, not a curated record. The coding region runs from base 90 to 2060 and encodes 656 amino acids. Gene Ontology annotation, biological process: protein dephosphorylation. Gene Ontology annotation, molecular function: protein tyrosine phosphatase activity. The transcript has 14 exons. Lineage: Eukaryota; Metazoa; Chordata; Amphibia; Anura; Bombinatoridae.